AUGAAGAGUUGUAUAGCUGAUGUAAAUGGCCUGCCUUCAGAUAUUACUGAGACUAGUGACUUAAUGAUCACAAUCAUGGUGAAGAGGCAUCUUUCUAGGAAAAUCAGGAUCGUCUUUGCCUUGAUUCACAGACUGGAAGGUAUCUCAGAAUCUAGCUUUAUUCUAAAACAAAGGGGAGAAGGUGUGACUCAAUCCAAGAAGGAAUACCCCAAACAUAUAGUCAAGCCCAUUGUUAAGAGUGAAACUGAGCCUAAAGGCAAAGAAAAACUUGUCAGUGAAGAGCCAGUUAUUGACAACAGUGAAGAUGAAGAGCCUAAUGAAAAUGAGUUGAAAGGAAGAAAAGAAUGUGAAGCUCAGAUGGAUGAGCAUCAAAGGAUAAUUUGUGAGGCUGAAGCGAAAGAGAAAGUUGAAUGCAAAUCUCGGGUUAUGCUGGAAAGCCGAAAACUCUUAUUUCUGGUGUAG
Molecule: messenger RNA, 462 nt
Organism: Lactuca saligna
Lineage: Eukaryota; Viridiplantae; Streptophyta; Magnoliopsida; Asterales; Asteraceae
Source: the annotation of a GenBank genome assembly